Ogataea angusta is the source of this 1080-nucleotide messenger RNA. RefSeq lists its product as uncharacterized. The transcript has a single exon. The record is from RefSeq and is a predicted model, not a curated record. The coding region runs from base 1 to 1080 and encodes 359 amino acids. Lineage: Eukaryota; Fungi; Ascomycota; Pichiomycetes; Pichiales; Pichiaceae. Gene Ontology annotation, molecular function: fructose-bisphosphate aldolase activity; zinc ion binding. Gene Ontology annotation, cellular component: cytosol. Gene Ontology annotation, biological process: glycolytic process; gluconeogenesis.
AUGGGAUUGGACUUCUUGAAGAGAAAAACCGGUGUGAUCGUUGGUGACGACGUCAGAAACUUGUUUCUGUACGCUCAGGAAAAGGGCUUCGCCAUUCCAGCCAUCAAUGUGACUUCCUCCUCCACCGCGGUUGCUGCUCUGGAGGCUGCCAGAGAUAACAACUCCCCAAUCAUCCUGCAAACUUCCAACGGUGGUGCCGCUUACUUCGCUGGUAAGGGUGUCAAGAACGACGGCCAGAAGGCUUCGAUUGCCGGUGCCAUUGCUGCUGCUCACUACAUCAGAUCCAUUGCUCCAACAUACGGCAUCCCAGUUGUCUUGCACACCGACCACUGUGCCAAGAAGCUCUUGCCAUGGUUCGAUGGUAUGCUCGAUGCCGACGAGGAGUACUACAAGAUCCACGGUGAGCCACUGUUCUCUUCCCACAUGCUCGACCUGUCGGAGGAGACCGACGACGAGAACAUUGCUACCUGUGUGAAGUACUUCACCAGAAUGUCUAAGAUGGGUCAAUGGCUCGAGAUGGAGAUCGGUAUCACCGGUGGUGAGGAAGACGGUGUCAACAACGAGAACGCCGACAAGGAGUUGCUCUACACAAAGCCAGAGACCGUCUUUGCCGUGCACAAGGCAUUGGCUCCAAUCUCUCCAAACUUCUCGAUCGCUGCCGCCUUCGGUAACGUGCACGGUGUCUACAAGCCAGGAAACGUUGUCCUGAGACCAGAGAUUUUGGGAGAGCACCAGGCUUACGCUGCCAAGCAGCUUGGCUCCAAGACCAACAAGCCACUCUUCCUUGUCUUCCACGGUGGAUCCGGAUCUUCGCAGCAUGAGUUCGACACCGCCAUCUCCAAUGGUGUCGUCAAGGUGAACCUUGACACCGACUGUCAAUAUGCUUACUUGACUGGUAUCAGAGACUACGUCCUGAAGAAGAAGGAUUACAUCAUGAGCCCUGUUGGAAACCCAGAAGGUGCCGACAAGCCAAACAAGAAAUACUUUGACCCAAGAGUUUGGGUUAGAGAGGGAGAGAAGACCAUGUCCGCCCGUAUCACCGAGGCAUUGGAGAUCUUCCACACCAAAAACCAGCUUUAA